Molecule: messenger RNA, 509 nt
Organism: Fusarium odoratissimum NRRL 54006
Lineage: Eukaryota; Fungi; Ascomycota; Sordariomycetes; Hypocreales; Nectriaceae
Exons: 2
Coding region: 144-509 (121 amino acids)
Source: RefSeq, a predicted model, not a curated record
AAAGCUUCUACAACUACAUUACUCAGUGCACUGCAGUUAUUCACUACCAACCUCAACCCUCUGCACUUUCGCUCCCCCUCGCCAGUUUAUACACCUUGAUACAACAAACAUCUCUCCUCUACGUCCGUAACCAAGAAAUCUCCAUGUCGACCACAGAAAAGAAAAACACUACAGAGCCAGUUGACAAAGCAGCCAUCCGCGAGCUGAUCAACGAGCUCGAACACAAACUCGACGCUCUGUACACCCUAAGCGACGAGGUCAACAGAGGUAUUCUUGAGAGCAAAGAUGCGCUCGAAAGCGUCCGCGAGAAACGCGUCAAGCUACUCAGAGCGCGGCUGGACCGGAUCUUCCAGCAGUGGAAUAUCGGGUCUCUGACUAGCAGCCAUCACCCGUCAACUCAGAAUCAGAGCCAGAAUCAGAGCCAGAAUCCAGGUCCGGGUCCAGGAUCGAGCCAGGCUCAGACUCAAGCUGGGAUUAACCAACAAGGGCAAUUCGGUUUGCCAUGGUAG